Molecule: messenger RNA, 252 nt
Organism: Meira miltonrushii
Lineage: Eukaryota; Fungi; Basidiomycota; Exobasidiomycetes; Exobasidiales; Brachybasidiaceae
Product: putative 40S ribosomal protein S27
Exons: 3
Coding region: 1-252 (83 amino acids)
Biological process (GO): translation; ribosomal small subunit assembly
Cellular component (GO): ribosome; cytosolic small ribosomal subunit
Molecular function (GO): structural constituent of ribosome; RNA binding
Source: RefSeq, a predicted model, not a curated record
AUGACUCUCGCUGUUGAUCUUCUUAACCCAUCUGCCGAGCAACAAGCUCGUUGCCACAAACUCAAACGUUUGGUUCAAAACCCAAACUCAUUCUUCAUGGACGUCAAGUGCCCAGGUUGCUUCGCUAUCACAACAGUCUUCUCUCACGCACAAACCGUUGUCGUUUGCUCAUCUUGCGCUCAAGUUUUGUGCCAACCUACCGGUGGUAAGGGACGAUUGACAGAGGGCUGCUCUUUCCGUCGCAAGAACUAA